This is a messenger RNA of Knipowitschia caucasica, 3387 nucleotides long. The record is from the annotation of a GenBank genome assembly. Lineage: Eukaryota; Metazoa; Chordata; Actinopteri; Gobiiformes; Gobiidae.
AUGCAGCCACAGACACGCUAUGCAGCCACAGACACGCUCUACAGCCACAGACACGCUCUACAGCCACAGACACGCUCUACAGCCACAGACACGAUCUACAUCCACAGACACAAACUACAGCCACAGACACGCUCUACAGCCACAGACACGCUCUACAGCCACAGACACGCUCUACAGCCACAGACACGCUCUACAGACACGAUCACAUCCACAGACACGCUCUACAGCCACAGACACGCUAUGCAGCCACAGACACGCUCUACAGCCACAGACACGCUCUACAGCCACAGACACGAUCUACAUCCACAGACACGAACUACAGCCACAGACACGCUCUACAGCCACAGACACGCUAUGCAGCCACAGACACGCUCUACAGCCACAGACACGCUCUACAGCCACAGACACGCUCUACAGCCACAGACACGAUCUACAUCCACAGACACAAACUACAGCCACAGACACGCUCUACAGCCACAGACACGAUCUACAGCCACAGACACGCUCUACAGACACGAUCACAUCCACAGACACGCUCUACAGCCACAGACACGCUAUGCAGCCACAGACACGCUCUACAGCCACAGACACGCUCUACAGCCACAGACACGAUCUACAUCCACAGACACGAACUACAGCCACAGACACGCUCUACAGCCACAGACACGCUCUACAGCCACAGACACGCUCUACAGCCACGACACGCUCUACAGACACGAUCACAUCCACAGACACGCUCUACAGCCACAGACACGCUAUGCAGCCACAGACACGCUAUGCAGCCACAGACACGCUCUACAGCCACAGACACGAUCUACAUCCAUAGACACGAUCUACAGCCACAGACACGCUCUACAGCCACAGACACGCUAUGCAGCCACAGACACGCUAUGCAGCCACAGACACGCUCUACAGCCACAGACACGCUAUGCAGCCACAGACACGCUAUGCAGCCACAGACACGCUCUACAGCCACAGACACGAUCACAUCCACAGACACGCUCUACAGCCACAGACACGCUCUACAGCCACAGACACGCUCUACAGCCACAGACACGCUCUACAGCCACAGACACGCUCUACAGCCACAGACACGCUCUACAGCCACAGACACGCUAUGCAGCCACAGACACGCUAUGCAGCCACAGACACGCUCUACAGCCACAGACGAUCUACAUCCAUAGACACGAUCUACAGCCACAGACACGCUCUACAGCCACAGACACGAUCACAUCCACAGACACGCUCUACAGCCACAGACACGCUCUACAGCCACAGACACGCUAUGCAGCCACAGACACGCUAUGCAGCCACAGACACGCUCUACAGCCACAGACACGAUCUACAUCCAUAGACACGAUCUACAGCCACAGACACGCUCUACAGCCACAGACACGCUAUGCAGCCACAGACACGCUAUGCAGCCACAGACACGCUCUACAGCCACAGACACGCUAUGCAGCCACAGACACGCUAUGCAGCCACAGACACGCUCUACAGCCACAGACACGAUCACAUCCACAGACACGCUCUACAGCCACAGACACGCUCUACAGCCACAGACACGCUCUACAGCCACAGACACGCUCUACAGCCACAGACACGCUCUACAGCCACAGACACGCUCUACAGCCACAGACACGCUAUGCAGCCACAGACACGAUCACAUCCACAGACACGCUCUACAGCCACAGACACGAUCUACAGCCACAGACACGAUCUACAGCCACAGACACGAUCUACAGCCACAGACACGCUCUACAGCCACAGACACGCUCUACAGCCACAGACACGCUCUACAGCCACAGACACGCUCUACAGCCACAGACACGAUCUACAUCCACAGACACGAUCUACAGCCACAGACACGCUCUACAGCCACAGACACGCUCUACAGCCACAGACACGCUCUACAGCCACAGACACGCUCUACAGCCACAGACACGCUCUACAGCCACAGACACGCUCUACAGCCACAGACACGCUCUACAGCCACAGACACGCUAUGCAGCCACAGACACGAUCACAUCCACAGACACGCUCUACAGCCACAGACACGAUCUACAGCCACAGACACGAUCUACAGCCACAGACACGCUCUACAGCCACAGACACGAUCUACAGCCACAGACACGAUCUACAGCCACAGACACGAUCUACAGCCACAGACACGAUCUACAGCCACAGACACGAUCUACAGCCACAGACAUGCUCUACAUCCACAGACACGAUCUACAGCCACAGACACGAUCUACAGCCACAGACACGCUCUACAGCCACAGACACGAUCUACAGCCACAGACACGCUCUACAGCCACAGACACGCUCUACAGCCACAGACACGAUCUACAUCCACAGACACGAUCUACAGCCACAGACACGCUCUACAGCCACAGACACGAUCUACAUCCACAGACACGAUCACAUCCACAGACACGCUCUACAGCCACAGACACGAUCUACAGCCACAGACACGAUCUACAGCCACAGACACGAUCUACAUCCACAGACACGCUCUACAGCCACAGACACGCUCUACAGCCACAGACACGCUCUACAGCCACAGACACGAUCUACAGCCACAGACACGCUCUACAGCCACAGACACGAUCUACAGCCACAGACACGAUCUACAGCCACAGACACGAUCUACAGCCACAGACACGAUCUACAGCCACAGACACGAUCUACAGCCACAGACAUGCUCUACAUCCACAGACACGAUCUACAGCCACAGACACGAUCUACAGCCACAGACACGCUCUACAGCCACAGACACGAUCUACAGCCACAGACACGCUCUACAGCCACAGACACGCUCUACAGCCACAGACACGAUCUACAUCCACAGACACGAUCUACAGCCACAGACACGCUCUACAGCCACAGACACGAUCUACAUCCACAGACACGAUCACAUCCACAGACACGCUCUACAGCCACAGACACGAUCUACAGCCACAGACACGAUCUACAGCCACAGACACGAUCUACAUCCACAGACACGCUCUACAGCCACAGACACGCUCUACAGCCACAGACACGCUCUACAGCCACAGACACGCUCUACAUCUUGUGAAAGUAGCAUUUAAAAAACAACAGGUCUUCUUCAUGGCGGGGCUGCAGGCGGCCUGUCCCGGGGGAGAGGUGCUGUACUCCACCUGCUCUCUGUCCCAGCAGCAGAACCAGGCCGUGGUGGAGCAGGCUGCACUGACCGCCCUGGAGGAGCACGGGAUCCACACCCAGGUGGUGGAUCUGAAGCCUCUCACGUGCAGAUUCUCGAACACGUUCCACUUCGCCCGUGUGUCUGUGGGGGAACUGGUGCUGCCUCAUUUGGCUUCCAACUUUGGACCCAUUUACAUGUGCAAGCUCCGGAGGCUCUCAUAG